Messenger RNA from Vespa velutina, 1690 nucleotides. RefSeq names its product geminin-like. The coding region runs from base 288 to 803 and encodes 171 amino acids. The record is from RefSeq and is a predicted model, not a curated record. Gene Ontology annotation, cellular component: nucleus. Lineage: Eukaryota; Metazoa; Arthropoda; Insecta; Hymenoptera; Vespidae. Gene Ontology annotation, biological process: negative regulation of DNA replication; negative regulation of cell cycle. The transcript has 5 exons.
AUGUCGCUACAAUGUUUUGAACUUGGAUUCCAGUAGAUUUAAUUUCUUUUUCAGUCACCUGGACAAGCCCUAAGUGAAUAAUUUCUUGCAAGGAAGUUCAUAUGGUUAUUAAAGAUAAUUCGAUGUGUUUUGAAGAGUUUUAUAAUUUCCAUUGUUAUAAAAUAUCUUAAUCUUUCAUUUAUUCAUAAUAUAACUAUACAUUUAAUAUUUAAAAUAUUUUAGUAAUAAGAUUGAUUUUAUACUCUACGUACAGACAGAUUUUGUUUUUACUUUCAAAUAUCAAUAUCAUGAAACCUACGGGGGAAACGAAAGUUUCUGGCGCCAAAAUUACUAAUUCAGAGGCUAAGGUCAGAAAGUAUUUGCACGUUUUGCAGCCAGCAGCUACUGAUAAAGAGAACCUGGUAGGUCCUGGAAGACCGUUCAAAGAUGCAAUAGAAAAGGAUAUUAAAAACACAUUGGAGAAACCAAAAAAAGAAAGCACAUGUAAAAAACUCGAUUACAAACAUAAGGCAAUUCAAACAGACAAGGGAGAAAAGAUUAAAAUUGAAGUAGAAGAUUUGACUUCUGAAGCUGGUCCAAGUGAGAAUUAUUGGGAAGUAUUAGCAGAAAGACGACGAAUAGCUCUUGAUGAUGCAUUAGAAGAAAAUAAAGAACUACAUGAACGUGUAUCAAAAUUGCAAGAAGAAAAUCGUUUAUGUAAAGAAAUGUUGGAUGAAACACGGGCAUUGGUUGAAGUAUUACAAGAAAUGAUUGAGGAUGACAGAAAUGAUAUACACAAUUCUUUGGAAGAUAGUGCUCUUUAAUUUUAUAUUAGAUAUUUAAAAGUAUUAAAAAUGUCAAUUGUGUAUAUUAUCUCCAUAUUGGAGGAAAGCUUAAACAGAGAUUUAAGACUAAACAACAAAUUUUUAUAUAUUUUAUAUUUAGGAGUUUCGAUUUUUUCAUUGUACGUCAGGCAUUAAUCGAACAUUAGAAAAAUACUAUGUAAAUAUAAAUAUUAUGAGAAACGUUGUGAUAAUUUUGAAGAUACACAAAGGCAUUCGUAUAUCUUUGAUUGUAGUAUAGAACAAUUAAUUGAUUGUGCAUAUCUAUACAUAAUUAAAUAUUAUGCAUCGAACAGAAUUAUAUGUGUAAGUAAAUGAUGAGACUAAAAAAUAUCUUCUUUUCUAAAAGAUAUUUUAUAUAACAAAAUUUAUAUAAUUAUCUUUUAUUUUUUUUCUUCCUUAGGUGAGUUUGUCUUUUGUUCCGUUUGUUCCUGUUUCGAUGCUAAAAAUUGUGCCAAAUGAAGAAUCGACACAAUGUUAGACAUAUAUUCUGUCACGUCUUCUUUUUUGAUAGUUUUCAAUUGUGCUACGACCGAAUGAUAAACGCGAUGGGCAGUUUUUGUAGACAAUUGUCCAAUCGUUUGUACAGUGUGCAAGACCUUAUUCUCAUCAGCAGAGAUUGGAUCUAUAACAUAUAAAUGGAUAACGAUAAAAAAAAAAAUCGAUAUUCUGAUUCUUUUAUAAUUAAUAAUAAAGAAUUAGUAACAUACUUGGCACAGUCUCUUCUCCAUCGACAGCAGGGAAAUAAUGGUCUAAUAAACGAUUGAUAAGAACACUGGUAUUAUCUACACCUUGAACAGCUAUACUACCAUACUGAGUAUUCAAUAAUUCGUUCGUUUUUGCUAUGCUUAUUUCUUUGAGCGCUGAAG